ACCGAACUAUCACGUGUGCCCACAUGCCACAUACUGUAUGUCGUUCAUAUCGUUCGAUUUUUGCGGUACUCUGAUAAUCGCAGAGGAAAGGGUUCAGCAACAGGAUUCACCUAAUUUCGUUGGAUGUUUUAUUUUAUGGUGUUUUAAGGUUUAAAUUAGUAUAUAUUCCGUUUUUUCAAGGCCAGAAUGUCUCGUCCGCGAUCUCUCCCCAUUUCUGCACCCCGCUCGUGACGCUGUGCGGGUUUACCCCCCGGUUGACGUCAGCGGCGUGGCCGCCUUCGUAGUAAGGAAGCGCCGACCGUUCAUUGAAAAAGCGGAUUUAAAAUCACUUUUCCACUUUAUAUAUAUCCAGGGACCGAUGACUAGACGCGGGAAAUAAAGCAGCGUGAAAGGAAAAUAUAUCUUACGGGAGUUUACAGUUUAACGGGUGUGAGACUGAACGGGCGCUGACUCCGGGCUCCGCCUGGACGAUGAGGGACAGUGGCGGCAGCUUAGCGCAGGACCGCUGGCGGAGUGAGCUGACCCUGAGCCAGGGACAGGAGGACGUCAAAGGGGGGCACCUCUUGGCUCUUGGCCCUACCUGCGCUGUCCCCAGUUCCUUGCAGCUCAAACUAGGUCGGCUAGAGCAGGAGGAGAUCUGGACAGCCACAAGCACGGAGGAGGAGGAGGGUGAAGAAGAGCAGGAUGGAGAUAGUGAAGAAGAUGAAGGUGUUAAGGAGGAGGGCUGGCAGGUGCCCCUACAUCAUUUUCAGGGCAGGCAGCGGCUGCUCAGGUGCGCAGCCCUGCGCUCGGGUCUGGCCCUGCAGUGGAGGAUAUGGCGCCAGCGAGCCCAGAGGGCGAGGACAGCAGCUCGGCGCCGGGCCAGGGGGCGCCAGAGAGCCAGACUGGGGGAAGUAGAGGAGGCGCUGCUGAACGGGGACAAUCAGUUAAGCGAUAAAUGGCCCUCUGACGUCAACGGCUUUGCUAACCUGCCAUGGUGUGCAAACUCCCCAGAGGGCUCCGAGGGUCACUUGUCACCCCCUGAUGUCCAGAGCCCCCUGCGGGACAGGGACUUUCCCCAAAAUCAGCUAACAGACAAACAUAUUGCCUGUGUCCAAGGCCUCCUGAACGAGUUCCUGCAGCAGUACGGGAGCCUGAUCCCCAUCCACGUGGACGAAGUGGUGGAGAAGCUGCAGGAGAUAUUCAGUGAGAGCUUCUUGCAGCCCUACAGGAAGGUGGCAGUGCAGCAUGUGAUUCAGUCCUACCAGCGCCUAUCCGGCACGGCCAUGGUCCGAGGGUUCCGAGUCACCUACAAACGCCACGUGCUCACCAUGGAUGACCUCAGCACGCUGUACGGUCAGAACUGGCUGAAUGAUCAGGUCAUGAACAUGUACGGCGACCUGGUGAUGGACUCGACGCCCGAGAAGGUUCAUUUCUUCAACAGUUUCUUUUACGACAAGCUGAGAACAAACGGCUACGAUGGGGUCAAACGGUGGACAAAAAACGUGGACAUCUUCCGGAAGGAUCUGCUGCUGAUGCCCAUCCACCUGGAGGUGCACUGGUCGCUGGUCUGCGUGGACGUUCCUCGCCGCACCAUCACCUACUUCGACUCCCAGCGCACCCUGAACCGACGCUGUCCCAAGCACAUCGCCAAGUACCUGCAGGCUGAGGCUGUCAGGAAGGGGAGGUGGGACUUCCUCCAUGGCUGGAAGGGCUUUUUCAAAAUGAACGUUUCCCGGCAGAACAACGACAGCGACUGCGGGGCCUUCGUUCUCCAGUACUGUAAGUGCCUGGCGCUAGGGCAGCUGUUCAGUUUCGGACAGCAGGACAUGCCCAGGUUGAGGAGGCUCAUGUACAAAGAACUGUGUCACUGUAAGCUGCUGCCAUGAGUCGGAAAGGGAGAGGAGGUGAGGCCAGAAGACAAUCAGAGGAGGAGACCUCCAUCGGCCCUGGUGCUCCUUUGUCAUCCACAGCCAGAGACUCUCCAUUCUGCAUAUUUCCUCCCCUCGUUAAAUAUCCCUCGCCUUCCCUUAUGCCUUUAUCAUGUUUCCUCAUCGACUGAGGCCAACUGCAUCCAGCGGGUGAGCUGUCUCCAGGCAGCACAGACCCCUGAGCUGUCAGUGUUGCCCAUUGACACAUAGAUGCAGAUGCUUCAUGUCAGUAACAUUCGCUGAUGAGCUAUGUGCAGUGGGAGAACUCUGAUUCAUUAAGCGAGCAUUUUCUGUGGACCUGAGCGGUCACAUACUGUGUUAUUUCUGUUUGUUCUUUAAUGGCUGAAAUAUCUAAGUUAUACAUUGUUAUAUACGAAAAAGUACUAAAAAUGGAGUAUAAUCUUGUUUAUAUCUUAUAUGUUGUAGUACAAGAUUACAAAUAAAUCAUUGAAUUGAAAAAGCAAUAAA
This is a messenger RNA of Brienomyrus brachyistius, 2378 nucleotides long. It is a transcript of the gene senp3a, whose product is annotated as SUMO specific peptidase 3a. The transcript has 11 exons. Gene Ontology annotation, molecular function: deSUMOylase activity. Lineage: Eukaryota; Metazoa; Chordata; Actinopteri; Osteoglossiformes; Mormyridae. Gene Ontology annotation, biological process: protein desumoylation. Gene Ontology annotation, cellular component: nucleus. The record is from RefSeq and is a predicted model, not a curated record. Bases 471 to 1868 code for a protein of 465 amino acids.